AUGCAUUAUUCUGGAGCCGAUGCGACCGCCGCAGACUCAGGCGUCGGCCGCGACAUGAAGCCGACACGAUGCGCCGCUUCUACCCGGUCGACCGCCGCGCAAGACCUCCAACCAUGGACCGCCACACGAUGCCAUCGACUUCUUCGCCAGCUCCAGUCGCGGCUGGCCGGGCUGCGGAAACUCACCUCCGAUGAGAAUCAUGCCCCUUUCCACGAAUCGAAACGAACGAGUCCAGCCGACAUCAAGCCGGCACCAGCGAAACGCGUCAAGUUCACAUACGGCAGCCGCAAGCGGCAUGAUGAGGCUGAUACAGAGGGUUCAGAGCCCUUGAUCCCGAGCUGUACUCCUAGAAGGCCCAUGCGCACAAUGGGAGCGAUGAAAAUGAUCAAGUCCUCCCCUGUGGCUGGCCAGGUGGACAUUCCAUCUCCUGUCUGGCGCAGAAUCAGGGAUCCGACAGACACGCCCGCGCGGAAGCACAGUAGCAACAACCAGGAGGACCACACCGAGUGCAUAUCUGGCGCGCCUGCUGGGAUUGCCUUGUCGGACGUCACGACGGACCUGUGCCAUUUGGCAGCGGACAUUGGUGCAGAAAAAUACCGAAUCUAUCAUGCCAUCCUCUGCUGGCUCAACACCUUGCUUCAAUCGACCAUGCCUCAUGGCCGAGAGCCCGCGUCGAACUCGCUUCUCGCAAUGUGUUUGCGAAAAUUUCCCAGCUGCGUUGCCGAUAUCGAGAGUUACGAACGAGACGUGGCAAAACAACAGGGACGGCAGUCGAUGUGGGACGCAUCUAAUGUGCCUUUCGAGCUAUAUGGUCAGCUCGAGAACCUGGGAUCGACCACAGGCGGGUGGCGUCCUCUGAAACUGGCGAUCAGAGCACAUGGCCUAUCGCUGCUUUGUCAAGCAGUGGCGGACGAGCUGUUCAACCCGAGAUACCUCGCGCUUCUUGUCCGGCUUUGCGUCCGACUUGGGUGCACUGAGGAGGCCCAUAAGCUUGCAACCGCGUCCAAAAUCGUCCUGCCUGAGCCACGAACCAUGAAAAGCAGUCUCACCGAAGAUAAUCACCUCCUGCCACUUCGUGAGCUGGUUGGCUCCGGAGCAAAGAAAGAGACAUCCCGAGCCGCGAUGACUUCGGUGUCGAUUCUAGCGCUGGAUAGUCGCUUGCCAACGCAGUGGCUGUCCACGCGCGUGUUUGCAAGCCUUUGGACGACGAGCCUGGAAAUGAUGGCAUCAACCGCAUCUGGCACGGCAGCCAUGGCUUUCUCUAGAACCUGUUUGCCACUGAUGAUCCUGGAUAACGACAGUGCAGCGAACAGCCAACCGAAGGCGUCAGAGCCGAUGCUUGCAAAUGUGGUUGCAGGAAUAAUGGCCACAUCGCUCAUCCUGUCCAAGGCCGUUCAGGGCGAUCAUGCGGCAUCGAGGCACCAUCGAGCCGAGCGGCGUGUUCGAUACCUUUUGGAUCUCUGCUUUCACCAGACAUGUCGUCGCAAACGUGGGCGAUCAGGACGGGAUGCUGGUGCAUUCAUGCUGGCGCUGGCACGCUACAUUGUGUCCGCAACUGGGCCUCUGGCUGGCUCGAUGUUUGCACAACAAGCUCGGAGUGAUCUCGUGGCACUGGCAGCCAAGCCGAGAAGUACUGACGGGUCGCAAUUGCUAUAUCGUCGAACCAUACUGCUGCUGUGCUCAAUUGCUCAGUACCGCAGUCGAAGCGGCGUCGUCUCCAGCAGAGAUUGCGUCGCGGAUAUAUGCGGUCAGCUGAGUGAGCUGGAGCUCGGAGACUCCUUCAACCACAGCUUGCCAAAGGACGUCGCCUUUCUUUUGGCGCAGCGAACCAAAGACUUGCGAGAUCUGGCGUUUGCAGAAAGCUUGAGCGGGACCAGUAACCCGGCCGGAAGCAGAACCAUGUUCUCCGGCUGGCGAUGGGAAGAGGGCAUCAGCGAGUGGGUUCUCCCGAGCGGCGACGCGGAAGACUUCGCGAAGGCGAAGCCACGGGAAGCCUUGAGACAAUUGCGCAACCGUUCUCGCUCCAGCAGCGUCAGUGCAGAGGCGCCAGUGGCCUUGAAGGCGAGUACGACGCGACGCAAGAGACGGAGCAAUGGUGCUGGAUCGGCCCUGUGUGCGGGGAAGGAGAACGAGGGCCGCAACUCUCCAGAUGCAGCGCUGCAGGGAGGUGAGUCGGCACCGGCGGCGAAACGUAUCCGGACGCGCCCGGUACCGUCCAGCUUGCUGCGGCUGCUGCCAUCGGAGGAUGACUGGGAUGAUUUGCUAUGA
Purpureocillium lilacinum is the source of this 2268-nucleotide messenger RNA. The record is from RefSeq and is a predicted model, not a curated record. Lineage: Eukaryota; Fungi; Ascomycota; Sordariomycetes; Hypocreales; Ophiocordycipitaceae.